Molecule: messenger RNA, 834 nt
Organism: Rotaria sordida
Lineage: Eukaryota; Metazoa; Rotifera; Eurotatoria; Philodinida; Philodinidae
Source: the annotation of a GenBank genome assembly
AUGAAACAUUUUACACAAGAUGAGAAUAAAAGUACUAUGAUAAAACUUGAUAUGAAUAUUUGGCAAAGUCUUAUUAAUGAUUCAUCUAAGAGAAAAAUUCCUAGAUAUAUACAUCAAAUUUGGAUCUCAUCUAUAAAUCAUGAAGAAAUGUAUGAUAGAUUUCGAAUAGCUGCCAAUUCUUGUAUUGAAUUGCAUUUGAACUAUAACUACACACUAUGGACUCAUGAAAAAAUUAAAAGUUGGUUAACAAUUUAUUAUUCAUGGUUUUUACCCAUUUAUGAAAAUUAUCGAUAUGAUAUGCAACGAAUUGAUGCUGUGAAAUACGUUUUAUUAUUUCAUUUUGGUGGUAUCUAUAUUGAUCUUGAUCUAAAAUGUAAAGCUCAAGAUUUGAUUAGUGCUAUGUUGCCUUUAGAUAAACGAGAUAAUGAACCUGAUAUUAUACUUCAUAUGGGUGCAGAGGGAAUUUCAGCAAAUACAGACAUCAUGGCAGCAAAACGAUUUCAUCCAUUUUUUAAAUUAGCUGUUAGUCAACUUAAAGCAGCAAAUCGUUGGUUUUAUUUAUACCAUUUAACUAUAAUACUUAGCGCUGGUCCGACUUUUCUUUAUGGUAUUUAUCGACAAUUCCCAUUUAAAAAUGUUUUUUAUUACGUACCAAAUAGUUUAUUAUUUGGAAAAUUAAUUGAAUGUGUUGGUGGAGAAACAUGGCAUGGUCAAGAUACUAUACUUAUAAGUCGUUUUAUGCAAAACAAAAUGUGGUCAAGUUUUAUGGCAUUUGUUUUAAUUAUAAUUUUAUGUGUUAUUUUUAAAAUUUUAAAGAAAAAACGAUAUCGAUAA